This is a messenger RNA of Aureobasidium vineae, 4026 nucleotides long. The record is from the annotation of a GenBank genome assembly. Lineage: Eukaryota; Fungi; Ascomycota; Dothideomycetes; Dothideales; Saccotheciaceae.
ACUGGUAUGGUUUCUGUAUCUGGGCAGCCGCGAUGGAUGAAGCCAUUCAUUGAAGAACCCGCAACCGACGACGAUGUUCAGCCAAAGAAGCGAAGUCUACCAUGGGUGGCAAUUAUCCUCUUCAUCCUCGCAGUUACCGCCUUUGUAGUACAGGCUAUCAUCAGACUUCAAUCGCCAUCAAUCCUGCUAGCCAUUGCCGCUGUCCACCUUAUACUGGUUAGACCGCGGACCGCCUCGAUAUUUCUGCUCGUACUCUACACGACUUUGUUUGUCCUGCAAGUGUCGCUACUCGCUGAUCGAUGGACUUUUGACGAGUUCAAUCUGGUUGCUGCGCUUUAUGUCAGCAAUAUCUGCAUCUCACUUAUCAGCAUAGCCGUUGUUGUUAAUUUGCCACUUCGAGAUGCUUCUCUAUCGCGCGAUGGUAUCAGCCAGCCCUUCACUACGCCAACGUCAAAUCUGAGAUCUCCUGAAGAUGACUUGACCCUCUGGCAAUGGAUGACUGUAUCAUGGAUGUCUUCGCUCAUGUCCAUCGGCAAGACCAGACAACUAAACGAGGACGAUGUCUGGUUUCUUGGCUACGAGUUUCAGCAUCGCCAUCUACAUGAUGCUUUCCGCGAACUCCAUGGAACAGUUGUCAGACGCUUGCUUCGCGCAAACUGGCAUGACUUGGCCAUACUCACAGUACUAGCAAUCCUGGAACUGGCAGCCAACUACUCUGCACCAAUACUAUUGCAGCAGCUCCUCAAGGCUAUGGGCAACUUGAGAUAUGAAACACAGCCGGCAAUUACGUUUGCACUGCUCAUUCUCGUGGUCAGACUGGUUGCCGCGCAAAGUUCAGUGUUCAGUCUAUGGUUUGGUAGGCGUGCCUACGAACGAUCCAGGGGAGAGAUGAUCACAAUGCUGUUCGAAAAGACGCUUAACAGAAAGAUUGUUGCGACCGUAAAAGACGAUGAGCCAAAGGAGAACGCCGAAGAUGGGAACGAAGAGAACAAUUCUGGCAAUCCACCCAAUGGAAAUGGGGCAAGUGAGACGCAAGGGCUCUUGAAUGGCCAUGACAGCAAGUCAGAUGAAAAGCGGUCGUUCUUGUCAAAGGUUCUUAAGCCAUUCAGGCGUAGCAAGAAACCGAAUCCCAUGACCGAAGACAAUGCUCCUGCCUCGAUGGGCAAGAUCCUCAACCUAAUGCGUGGUGAUGUAUAUGAAAGGUUCUGGGAGUUCCAAAGACUAAUCAACAAACCUCUCGGCAUGAUACUCUCCUUGUGCUUGGUAUGGAACUUACUCGGCCCGUCAUGUCUGCUCGGAGUUGCUGUCGUACUUCUUGCUCAAGUCCUCAAUACAUUCUUCGCUCGCAUUCUCAUCAACAAGGAAAGACUUCGUCGCAAAGCCACGGAUACUAAGCUCCAGCAAGUUUCGGCUUAUGUUGAAGCAAUUCGACACUUGAGGUGGUAUGGAUGGCAUCCUGUAUGGCUCGAAAAGAUCUUGGAAGCUAGACAGGCGGAGCUCGACCUGAGAGUUGUUACCUAUUUGUGGAACACCACAAUCAGAUUCGUCAACAUCCUGGGUAGUGGACUGCUACCAGUCGCCGCAUUCUAUGGUUUCACAGCUUUGGCCGGUCAUGAACUGCGCAUUGAUAUUGCUUUCCCAGCUCUGCAACUGUUCAACAUGUUGCAAAGCGAUCUGAAGGAGAUCCCAGAUCUGAUUACCGUCCUCCUCAAUGCAUCGGUCGCUGUUGGCCGUAUUGAGGCCUUCAUGCAGGAACCGAACAAGACUGCGGACGACAGUUCGGCCUCCAUAUCCGAUGGCGUUGUCGAGUUGAAGAAUGCUACGUUUGCAUGGCCAGGACUUUCGAAAGAAGUUCUUCGCGAUCUCACAAUCUCAUUUCCACCAGGUCUCAACGUGGUUUUUGGUCAGGUCGCAGCUGGCAAAAGUGCAUUACUGCAGGCCUUGCUUGGGGAGCUGGACCUACACCACGGCGAGUUGAUCAAACCAGAUGCUCCUAUUGGCUACUGUGCUCAAACUCCAUGGCUCCAAAGUAUGAGUAUUCGUGACAACAUCUUAUUCUCAGCUCCCUACGACGACUCAAGAUACAAGCAAACGCUCGAGGCGUGUGCCCUUACUGCAGAUCUUGCCAACUUCAAGCAUGGAGAUCUGUCAAACAUCGGAGAGAAUGGCAUUGGUCUGUCUGGCGGGCAAAAGGCUAGAGUUGCUCUGGCUCGCGCGGUCUACAGCCGAGCCAAAAUCCUCCUACUCGAUGACCCGUUGAGUGCACUUGACCAACAGACUGCUGAACAGAUUGUCGCCAAGUGUUUCGGAGGCGAGCUGGUUCGGGGCCGCACAGUUGUAUUGGUCACUCAUCGUACUGACUUGUGCAAGGGUAUGGCCGAACAGCUCAUCGAGAUCACAGAUGGUACUGCAGAGACAUUCAAUGGCGAUUCGCUACACCUGAGCCCGACCAACUCUCGUACAGCUCAGGGUCUCUUGAAUGCCAAGAUGGUCAAGGUUGAUGAAGCACAAGAAUCUGCUGCAGUGCCUGAUAAAUUCGAGGAAGAAGAACAUCGAGAGCAUGGUGGAGUCAAGGCAGGUGUAUACUGGCAAUACAUCAAAGCUGGACGUUUGCGAUGGUGGUUCUUUGUCGUUCUUUCUGCCAUCAUCUUUCGACUACUUAUGGAAUGGGGAGAGGCUUAUGGAGAAACUGAGCAAGUGUACAGCUUGCAGGUCGUUCACGUCGCAGCUCAUAUCACAUCUUCGAGCCCGGUCUCCCGCUUCUUCGCUCGCUUCCCUGAUCCGGGCGUCAACGUUUACCCUUGGUUGAUUGCGUUCCUUAUCUUGAUCAUUGCUGAGUGUCUUGGCUUUAUGAUCUCGCAAAUUUUCAUGCUUGUCAUUACCUACACUGCUGACAUCAUGACAAAGGUCAGCCAUACCACGUUCCACUAUUACGAUGUGGUGCCGAUAGGACGUUUGAUGAACAGACUCACAUCUGAUGUGGCUACCGUCGAUGGAAACAUCUCGAGCCAGUUUUUGGUUGUCGCCUGGCAGGCAAUUGCAUGGGUGACAUCAAUAGCUGUGAUCGCAGGAGUCACACCACUGUUCCUUAUCUUCUCUUUCGCACUAACCCUAGUAUUCGUCUUCAUUUUCAUGCAGUUCUUGCCCACCAGCCAAAGCUUGAGACGCCUUGAGAUGGUGUCUUUGGNNAGUCCGCUCAUGUCGAACUUUGGCGCUUUGUUGAAUGGUCUGACAACCGUUCGAGCUUUCUGCGCUCAAUCUCAAUUCCAGGAUCGUGUGAUUGCUGUGACAGAUGCUUUCCAAGGCAUGGAUCACUUCUAUUGGUUUGAUAUCUUGUCGGCGUUCUCGACAUUUAUCAUGACUCUGCUGGCUAUCAAUUCUGGCUUGUCACCAGGGUUGACUGCAUUCGUUCUAGCAUCUGCCAGCAGGUUCGUGAUAGCAACUCAUGCUUUGUGCAAGCAAUACGGCCAACUCCAAUUAAACUUUGUUUCAGUUGAGCGUGUGGUUGAGCUGCUGCACCUUGAGCAAGAACCUGCUGGUGAGAUUGAGCCUCCCGCGUACUGGCCAUCAUACAACGAUGACAUCGUCUUUGAAGACGUAACCAUAAGAUAUGCUCCACACCUUGACCCCGCAUUGUCGAAUCAUACGGAUGAGGAAUGCGAGACCGUCAUUGCCCGUGUCUGUGGCACCUACAACUGGACGUUGGACACGCAGAUUGACACUGGCGGCAAGAACUUGUCACAAGGCCAGCGACAGCUGGUGGGGCUAGCGCGCGCAGUGCUCAGAAGAAGUGCCAUUGUCAUUAUGGAUGAAGCUACUGCUAGUAUUGACAAAACCACUGCUUGGGAGAUUCAAAGGGUGUUGAGGGAGGAGAUGCAGCAGAGUACUGUGGUCACCAUCGCGCAUCGACCGAGUGCUGUCAGAGGCGCGAACUAUUGUCUUGCCUUGGGGAAUGGUAGGGUUAUUGACCAGGGCACGCCCGAGGAGGUUGAUGUGGCGAGUAGUACUGUGCCGGAUGCCAUUUGA